UCUCUCUCUAUAUAUAUUCUCUCUCUCUAUAUAUAUAGAGAGAGAGAGAGAGAGAGAGUUCUUUCAAUCGUUACAAGUAAAAUGCUUAUUCAAACUCAUACCUUGUGUCCCUUUAGCAUUCUUCCAAAAACCCUAGGUUCUGCAAGGACACCCUUCGGUGUGUGCAACUCGAAAUCCGUACGGAAUGAGUCUCUCCAACGGUGUAGGAAUUUCAGGCUGUUUUCCUCAGCUACAGGGAAUUGGAAUUAUCGCGUAUUCGAAAUGAACGGAAUUAUUAAUGUGGAUUUUUGGAAAAUGAAGAAUCGAGGUGCCAUAUUUUCAGCUUCUGGGGGGCAGAACUCAAGUGUUGAUAUGGGAAGGAAAAGAAAAGUUGUUGAACAUGUAUGUCUGCUCAAAGCAAAAGAGGACUUAUCUGAUGAGAAAGAGAAGGACAUGAUGGAUUAUCUUUAUACAUCCCAAUAUCAGAUGGGUGGCAUUGUGGCAGUGUCAAUAGGACGUAUCUCUGAUAGAAAUCUUGACAAUUACACUCAUGCUUUCUACAUGCGUUUCCAAACAAAGGAAGCCCUUGCAAAGUUUUACAAUAAUACUUUCUACUUGGGAGUUCUCAAGGACCAUGUAAUGCCUUACUGCCAUGGGUUAAUAAAUCUGGAUUAUGAAUCUGAAGUAGAAGAUGAUAUCCUAGCUAUAUUUCGGAAAGGAGAGGAAUUUAACUUCGGUGUGGAGUUUGUCGUUUUCAUUGAAUUUGUUGAGAGUGCAUUGGGCAGGCCUGUGGAAGAUGCCUUGGCUUCUCUGGCAAAGCUGACAAUGGAAUUUCCAUCCUUAAUCGUCCAAGCUACUCAAGGUUCAAAUUUCAAUGUAACCAAUAAGGAAUAUACGCAUGGGGUGGUGAUACGAUUUCGAUCACUGGAGGCCUUUGAGAUAUUCAUGAGCAGUUCAGAGUACAAAGAUGUAAGAUGUGGAGGUCUAAAUUCCAACCUAUCACCCGAAACAUACUUUCCAAUCAUUUUUCUGUAGAUCCUGUGGGUACUGAGAUUAUUUAAGAAGUCUCAAUGAAUUUCAUGAGGUUUUGAAAAAGGCGUUCCUGAUCUGGGUUAGUCUACUUUUAGGAGACAAGCAUGCAGGAAGUUACAUUUCGGAAUCCUUCCAAAUGCAUUGUUGACUGCUCGGCGGAUAGAAACAAUAGGUGUACAGACAAUUAUUAGUAAUGUUUUAUAUAUUUUAUUAAUCUUUUUUAGUAUCAGAGGAGCCAAAUUAUACCCCACCACCAUUCAGCCUAGUUGUAUUAAAAAACAUAUAGACUGCUAGACUCCACAACAAUGUAAAACCAAAAUCCCUGACUAUUUAUUAAUUCUCUAUUUGACUUUUUUGUAAUCCACUACUGUUCUUUACGUGUUUAUUACUUUUAGUCGGUGACGAAACCCGAUUGUAUUGGUUGUUGAUGGCGCUUCAAUGUUAACUCUUUCUAUCC
Molecule: messenger RNA, 1468 nt
Organism: Camellia sinensis
Lineage: Eukaryota; Viridiplantae; Streptophyta; Magnoliopsida; Ericales; Theaceae
Source: RefSeq, a predicted model, not a curated record